Rhodamnia argentea is the source of this 1889-nucleotide messenger RNA. Its product is annotated as chlorophyll synthase, chloroplastic. The coding region runs from base 277 to 1404 and encodes 375 amino acids. The transcript is spliced from 15 exons. Gene Ontology annotation, biological process: chlorophyll biosynthetic process. The record is from RefSeq and is a predicted model, not a curated record. Gene Ontology annotation, cellular component: membrane. Gene Ontology annotation, molecular function: chlorophyll synthetase activity. NCBI's taxonomy places the organism in Eukaryota, Viridiplantae, Streptophyta, Magnoliopsida, Myrtales, Myrtaceae.
GAUCCGCUCCUCGGGCCCAGCAUCUCCCGAACCCAACCGUUCAGCCAAUGACACUUAGCCACGUAACCCGCUCACACCAUUGUCCGAGCGCGAGUUGUGAAACACCGUAGACAAGCUCUUCUCCCCGAUUCGAACAAAAUUCUUGUCUGCAGGCCGAACUUCGAGCUAUCGGUUUGCUCUGCUUUUUUGCUUCGCUCAGCUGCGGAAAAACCUCCCACACUUCCGUUAUCUCCGUCGUCGUCUUCUUCCUUUUCGAGGCUCUCCGGAGCUCCUUCAAUGGCGUCCGUGCUCAACACCGUCACGGCCAUCACAUUCCCCGGCGCCAACACCAACGGAGCUCGAGCUCGAGGUCAACUGUCUCCGGCGCCUAUUUCCGUUUCUUUCACCCGACGAAGGCUUACUGUUAGAGCUGCAGAGACCGAUACAAACGAAGUGAAUCCUCAGGUACCGGACAAGGCACCGGCUAAAAAUGGUUCCAGCUUCAACCAGCUUCUUGGCAUCAAAGGAGCCGCACAAGAAACUAAUAAAUGGAAGAUUCGCCUGCAACUUACCAAACCUGUGACUUGGCCUCCAUUGGUUUGGGGAGUGGUUUGUGGAGCUGCUGCUUCGGGAAACUUUCAUUGGAAUCUGGAGGAUGUGGCCAAAUCAAUUGUUUGCAUGAUUAUGUCCGGCCCAUGUCUCACGGGCUAUACACAGACAAUGAACGAUUGGUAUGAUCGAGAAAUUGAUGCUAUUAAUGAACCUUAUCGUCCUAUUCCAUCGGGGGCAAUUUCUGAGAAUGAGGUUAUUACUCAAAUCUGGGUAUUGCUCUUAGCAGGCCUUGGGUUGGCUGGUAUAUUAGAUGUAUGGGCAGGGCAUGAUUUUCCCAUACUUUUCUACCUUGCUCUUGGUGGUUCAUUGCUAUCAUACAUAUACUCUGCUCCACCUUUAAAGCUGAAGCAAAAUGGGUGGAUAGGAAAUUUUGCUCUUGGAGCAAGCUAUAUCAGUUUGCCGUGGUGGGCUGGUCAAGCUUUAUUUGGGACCCUUACACCUGAUAUAGUUGUGCUGACUAUCCUGUACAGCAUAGCAGGGCUGGGGAUUGCCAUUGUAAAUGACUUCAAAAGCAUUGAAGGAGACAGGGCAAUGGGGCUUCAGUCCCUUCCAGUGGCUUUUGGUGCUGAAACAGCAAAAUGGAUUUGUGUUGGUGCCAUUGACAUUACUCAACUAUCUGUGGCUGGUUAUCUGCUCGGGGCUGGUAAACCAUUCUAUGCUUUGGCUCUCCUUGCUCUCAUAGUUCCACAAGUUGUUUUUCAGUUUCAAUACUUCUUGAAAGACCCUGUGAAGUAUGAUGUAAAAUAUCAGGCUAGUGCACAGCCAUUCCUUGUGCUCGGUCUGCUGGUCACUGCUUUGGCAACCAGUCACUGAUGACUCUAUUAGUCCAUGAAGCCACUAUAGAGAAGUAUGGGGGUCUGUAUGGAGGAAGAGCUGGCCACCUAUUGCGUUGUCAUGACCAUUACGUUCCGGAAUACUAGAAAAGGCUCAGUGCUUGUUCGAAAUGAUUUCCAGGUUUCCUCCUACUGCGUCAUUUCCUACAAAUGGAUUCAGUCCAUAGCGACUGAUUUUCUCAAUGUUUUGCCUGCAUAUCCAUUACGAUUGCUAGAUUAUGGUCGUCCUUUGUGGAUGUAAUUUUGUUUUCCUUCCUGUAAUCAGACUUUCUUCUUUUGCUAGCUACUAGUUUGUUCCUCAUUUUGGGUAAUGACAGUACCCCGUUGGAGGUGUACUUUGUCAAAACUGGCCAGUACUGUGGAGGAGACACCAAGACAGUGUCUUAUGAUUUUCCAUUUUUAAAGCCUAGAAAGAUUGGCACAAUAUUGCUACACGUCCAUAAUUUCAGUUUUUCAUUUUGUGAA